AAGCGUUGCAUCGUCGCUGUUCGCCAUUUUGGAUUGGUGUUGGGGGAGUCGACCUUUGGACUAAUUGUUAGAAAUCUGCAUUCAUCCGUCCCUGCAAAAUUCACCAGGACCGAUCCAUCUUACUAAAAAAACAUAACCCAUAAGGACGGGCCGAGGGAGCGGACCGUUCCCUGGGUGCAGUGCAGCAAAGUGCUCAAUGACUUCUCCUCGUCAGCAUGUCCACGGUUUCGGGGCUAACUUCAAAGGGGGAGAAAGGAAAGUCAAAGUUUGUGUCAUUGGACAUCAAUAGCCUCUACAAGGGAAAGAGUUUAGAGAACCCCAAAACUUCCGUGGCCCCCAAACAUGGCUUGCAGUCAUUGGGGAAAGUUGGUGCGGGGCGGCGCAUGCCCCCUCCGGCCAACCUUCCAAGCUUGAAGAGCGAAAACAGCGGCAACAACCCUAAUAUUAGUCUUGUGCCUAGUGGAGGUCAAGGAUGGGGGAGUGCUGGAAAAGAGAAGGGGAAAACACCAGAAGAAAACAGCAGUGGCGCAACGCAGUCACAACACUCGCAAUCACCUACUUCACAUUCACAAGGUCCACCUGUCACAAAGACUGCUCCAUCCGGAGCCAACAACAACAGCAGUACCAGCAGCAGCAGCGCAAGUGGUGGUUCGGGCGUGAAGACCUGGAGCAGCGUGACAUCCAACCAAGAGGAUGGUGGUCCAGAACGCAGCUUCUUGGGCCAUCAGUCGCCAUUUUUUCCUCAGGAAUUCCCCAGGCUAGCUGGUGGAGAUGUGCCCACAGAUGGGGCCCAAAGGCACAAUUCGGAUUCUCAGUAUGGCCCUGGGCCCAGCCUCCGCCCCCAGAUGGAGGGGACCUGGGGACGAGGCACUCUUCAACAGCAACAGCAACAACAACAGCAGCAGCAGCAACAACAACAACAGGGGGCCAACUCGGGGCUGGGCUGCGGCCUACCCGUCGGCCAGCAUCAGAGCAGUGGCAGUGGCGUGAACGGCCAGUCGCCCUCAGAGCGAGGGACCCUGGGCCCUCCACGGCACCCUUCCUCUGGGGGGCCGCAGCCUCCACUGGGCUCAGGGCCCUCCUCAGCACUGCCCCCAUAUAGGCAUAUGGUGCCACCCUUUGUACAGGCUUACGGAAGAGGGUUUCCUGGAAAUUUCUCUCCAAACUACUCUGGUAUGCCCUCUGGGGCUCGUCCAGGGUACUCCUAUUCGGAAAGCAGAGUGCGAUCUGCACGAAACAUGCCGGAUGACGAUGUGUAUCAGAGACCAGCAGCCAUUAUCAGUGAAAAGGACUUCAAGGGAUUUGACGAGAUUUUGCAGAACGACUCUGAAGACGGCUGGGCUGCAGCCAAGGGGGAGAUAGACUACAACGCGAAGCUGGUGUUCAGCGACGAGGAGGACUCUGCUCCCCCACCAGCAGCUUCUAGUAGUGGCCCAUCAAUGGCCAGUCAGCAGCAGCUGCCCAGCAAGGGCUCGGGAGAGAGGUCGAGCCCCAAGCCCCCUCCGCAGGCCCCACCUCAGCAGAAGCCGCAGGAACGCGCGGACAAGGAGGAGCGCAGUCGCUCGGGCAGCAGCAGCAGCGUGGGCAGUGGGGCCAAGCUUCAGGCACCCCCAGGGGGUCGGGGGGGACGGGAGGUCAACUGGGAAGCUGGCGAGCGCUCCGCGAUGCGAGACUCCCAGCAGCCUCCCGCGCCCCACGACAGGAAGGGGGGCUGGAACCAUGCUCCCUCCGGUGGCCAGUGGCAGCAGCAGCCGGGCCCCCCCGGAGGGUCUUCCAUGGACUACCCCCCAGCUCCUCCUGCGGGUUUUCCUGCGCCUGCACCGCAGCCACCACUCGCUCGCUUGCCUCCUACCUCAAUUCCCCAACAGCAGCACCCCGGGGCCUUCAGUUCUCCACCUAGCGCUGGGCGCAGCGGGGGUCGUCCCCUGGAGUUGCCGGACGAUGACGAGAUUUGGCGUCAGCGACGGCAGCAGCAGGACGAGAUGGCCCUGACGGUGGAGAGGACGCGUCAGCGCAGGGAAGAGGAGGAGAAGCGCUUUGAGCAGAUCAAACAGUCUACAUCACACAAGAGCUUCGAGCAGCAGCAGCAGCAAGACACUCCGCCUGUCCCCCACCAGGACAAGGAGGAUGAGAGGCACGUAGAGGCACAGGUGCUCCGCGACGACAAGGCAGGUCCUCCGCCUAGAGGAGAGUUCCGCCAGCAGCCUCCGCCGGCGAUGCCGCCUGCGGGCGGAAGCAGUGGCGGCGGUGGCUAUCAGAGCUACCAGCGGCCUUUCCAAAAAAAUGUGCCCCCACGUUUCCAGAAGCAAGCUGAGCUUCAGCGCCAGCAGCAAAUGCAGCAGCUGCGAAAGCAGCAAGCGGGGCCGCCAGUCCCACCCUCUGGACCCCCACCACCACCCAUGCCCCACCCUGCAGCAGCCCAGCCCUCUGCAAUGCCCCCGGGUGUCAUGGGGGUCAACUUUGACCCCCGUUGGGCGGCCAUGCCUCACGGGGGUCCUCAGUUCCUAGGUCAGCUGGGCAUGCCUCCGUUGGCAGGUCCCCCCGGGGCCAAACCUCUGGGCACGCCACGGGCGGACGGGGGUCAGACGGAGGGGGGCUACACUCAGGACGGGGAGCGGCUCGCGUACGAUGGGAGGGAACCACCCGUACGGGCUCCCCCCCUGGAGUACUGGCAGCAGCCGCGGGCGGGAGAGAGGACUGGGCCCCCACCUCCUGCAAUGCCUCCUCAGCAUGGGCCACCAGAACGUGGUUGUGUUGCCGCAGCGGUCCCGUACGAUAACUGGCGGCAGUCUGUGCAGUCCUCCAGCUACUAUGACCAGGUUUCCGAUUUUACCCGCAACUCUUCCAACUACGACCAGAGGCCUGAUUUCUCCAAGAGACCGCAGGAGAAAGAAGAGCCCCCGUUUGACGGACGGCCGCACGUAGAUUCGUUCAGAAAGGAGGAAAAACGGGACAGCAGGGAGAACGUGGCUCCCUGGGGCCGGGACUUCGAACAGCGUGGUCGGGACAAGUGGGAUUCUCAGCCGUCCAGGCCCGACAGCAGGGAUAGCCGAGCGAGCAGAGAGUCCUUGCGUGAGGAGAGGGCUGGGCCACCUCCUGUAGAACGCACAGACAUGCCACCACCUGUCGCCGACAGCUGGGAGCGGCCCGCUGACAGGUCCAAAGACAAGAUGCACGCUCCGCUGGACUGGUCCGACACCCCGUUCCCCGCUGAGACUAAGCGGAGGGACUGGCACACCCAUCACCCUCCACCCGUGACACAGCAGCAGCUGGACAGUGUGGGUCCCAGCAAGAAGAACUUUGUGCCCCUGAAGAAGGACCGGAAGGAGCCGCUCCCGAAGGAGGCCCCUCCCAAGGUCGAGGCGCCACCUCCUGAGGCUCCCGUGCCCAAGGAGGAAGAGCCCAAACGGGCAGAGUCGAAGCAAGAGGAGAGGAAAGAGGAGAGACAGACGGAUGACAAAGCCAAAGAACAAAAGAGAGAAGAGCACAUCCCCGAAAAGAAGCGGGAGAGCCGGGAGAGGAGUGGAGCCCGCUCGCGGGGCGGACGCUUCGACUCGUCCCGUGGCCGGGGAAGGGGUGGUCCCUCGUUCGGGGGCGGUGGGGUCGGAUACCGAGGACGCAGUCGCGAGUACCGCAGGACGAGGACAGAGCGGGGCCCACGGUUUGAGAAGAAGAAAGAGGAGGGCAGCGAGGAGAGCUCUGGGCCGGAGGAAGAGAAGUUGAACAGUAGGUUGAGGCAGAAGGAUGAGGACAGCGAGGUGUCCGACGAGAUGGAGCGGAAAGGGGAGGACAGGAGGGCGCCUCCGCAGCGCAGGGACGGGCGCGGCAGGGAACCUCGUAAGAGCGACGAGGGCAAGCCCGCGAAGGAGAGCGCGUUCUCUCCCCGCGGCGAGCCCUCGCGGAGGGGCCGCGGAGGCGGAGUGUCGUUCGGAAGGAGCUCGCGCGGGCGUUACGGGCCCCCCAGCAGUUACGGACCCCCGACCGCGAAGGCACCCUUUGGGAAGCCGGAAGAGGACGGGAAGGAAGAGGACGCGAAAGGGGGACGUCCCGGCAGCGGCAGGCCAGCCGUGCGGAGGCCAAACCGAAUGGAGCCUCUUCCUCCGCGCUUUCAAAAACACCAGACCCGAAGAGUAGACGGGUACGAACGCGGAAAGCCCCGCCAGGGGAAGCCCCCGACCAAGGAGAACCUCUCUGAUGUGGCCAACGAGGACUGGGAGACCGCGUCCGAGAGCAGCACCGUUGCCGACAGGAGGGCGGAAGACGAAGGUCGUCAACAGUCACAGCAGCCCCCCGUGGGGUCGAAGAAGGGGGGGCCGGGCGCACCCCCGCCUCGCCCCGUAGGGGAAAGGCGUAGGCCGGAGCCGCGGCGCGGCGGUGGUGGUGGUGGCAGUGGUUCGGAUCGCAACGGGAGGGUCUCCGUCCCCAGGAGGGACGCCGGGGGACCUCCGCGGGGCGGCGGUGGGCCGAGGGGUGGGAGGAUGGCAGGGCCAAGAGGAGGGGGACAGGGUGCGCGUUCUCGACCCAACGAUACGGGGCCCAAGGGUGAUGCUCCUCCUGCCGCAGUUGUCUACCGAAUGGAUGAAGUAAAGUUGCAGGACCCAAGCAACGUCCAGGCGGCUCUCAAUGACCUCAAUGCCAGGAAGAACUUGAAAAAACCAGAUCCCCUGAAAAAUGGCAAAUUGGAGAAGGACAACAAGCACAAUGCUCUGGAAGGAAUAGAUCUGAACAAUUAUGCCGGCGUUGUCGUCAUAGACGACCAUCCUGCCGUGUCUGACCACAUUGUCUGCGACGCAGACGACGGCUUCCAGGAAGUGACGUCCAAGAAGCGGCACAAGCUUCUCCUGGAGACUGACAACAAGAAACUCAAGAAAGACAUGACCGCAAGACCCGGGAAGCUGGGAACACACCGGCGGCAGAACAAGCUCCCCCCACGCCUGGCUAAGAAGCGGGAAUCUGACCGCCUGCUAGUCGGGAAACUUGACACUCUCCCUUUGGUUGCUCAGCCAUCAGCCAAUGACGGAUCAGAGGAGGACGGGAAGAUUACUUUCUCCAUAAAAGACUCUGUUCCGGCUGCUCCACGACCCGUGCCCAACGCUUGGGACAAGCCCAUCACGCACACGCUGCGCAGCAAUGCCGCCACCUCCACCACUGUAAACCCCACGCCCAUCACAGCACCACCUGUACCUUGCGCACCGGUGUCGGAAGCUCCGGCGCUGGCGUCGAGCAAGUCCAGUAGCUUUGACAGGAAUGAUCAGCAUGACAGUGGGAUUGAUGUGAGCGAUCAGCCUGCGUCUGCCAACUCCUCCCAGAGGUCCUCGCCCAGCAACGACGUCAAGUCCUUGAUGGGCAGCGUGGCGGGGAGUCCCAAGGCUGUGCCCUCUACUGUUGCCUCUGCCAGCAAUGCAUCAAUGUCCCUGGACACCGGCAAGCCCAUGGGGACGGUAAUAUUUGAGAACAAGAACUUCAAGGCGGAGAACGCCGCGCUCGACAAGUUUGAGACCAAGUCUCAGCUGGAACAUGGCAGCCAAAGCAGUGGGCUUUCGCCCGUCGGCACGAAGGAUGGAAAGGACUGCACCGAAGGAGAAAAGACCAAAAACCAGAUAUCUGGAGAAGACGGGGGCGACAUGAAGCUGGACUUCACCUUUGGCUCUGAGCUGUCUCAGUUUGGCGAAGAGAAGGCCAAGCACAUGGCCCGAUCGCUCUCGAGUGAGGUGGCGGCAGUCAAUUCCCCAAUCUCCCCUUCCACGGACGAGCUCAACUUCAAGAUUGCCUCCGUCAAAAAGGUUUGGGAAAAUGCUGGACCCCUGCCAACAGUGGUGGAGCACUCUGGGCCCCUGGCCCCUUCGGAAGAAGUGUGCAGCCCGGGCGGCACAGGGCCCGCACAGCCCACAUUCGGCUCCUUCACCAGCGGGCCGGAUGUCGCGUUUGCCCCUCAGGAACAGGGAGCCCAACAGGAAUCGGUCGUGCAGAAUGUUGCCCCAGAGGUUUCGUUCAGUUCAGCGUCUCCGCUCAAGACCCAGUCCCACCAGCCACACGCCGUGCAGCCGCAGCCCAUUCGUCCGCAGCAGAUGCUUGACCAGCAGCAGCAGCAUCACCUCCAGCAGCAGAACAUGCACCCCAGCAUGCAUCAGGGUGUACACCAAGGACUUCAGCAGCACACCAUUCAGCACGGCAUGCCACCUCCGACGAACAUGUGCAAGGUGAAGCCGCAGCAGCACGCCCCUGCAGCCAGCCCUCCGCCACAUACACUCGCUGGGGUGGACAUGCGGACUAUGGCCAACCUGCAGGUGGCUGCAGGCAUCCCUGCAGCGGUGCCAAGUCCGCCAGCGACUCUUCUCUUCAACGGAACGCAGCAGAUGCCACAGUCUGCCAGCCUGUACCAGACUCUUCUCCCAGACUCGGUUCUGCCCCAGGUGUCUCGAGCCGUGGCCCAAUUCUCUCAGGCAGCGCCUGCGGCCUACCCUCCACCUGCCCUGGGAUCCUACGGAGCAUUUGGCCAAGGAAGCAUGUUUGUGCCCCCAUCGGCCCCCGCGGCGCAGGACCUCUUUGCACCCGGUGCAUUGAGGCUGCAGCCGUACCAAGCCCAGCAUGUGCCUUCGAACCAGGUGCUGGGUCAGCAGAGCCUGCAGAAUCCACACCUACUGGGAUCCCAGCUGAGACCUUCCGCCACCGGGCCCCUGGGUACCACGGGCUACUACUCUGCCCCUCCGCCCCAGCAGGGCAGUUACUACCCUCCGCCCUCCCAGCAGCAGGGCUGCUUCGGUACCCAGUCGACGGUGAGCCUGCAGGCGUUCCGCGGGUUCCAGUCUUUCAAGUCGGCCAUGGACAUCCAGGGCAACCACCAGGGCACGGACGUUGCUCAGCAGCUGUUCUCCCCUCCUCCUCCGCCGCCUGGGAAGCAGCCGCCCUCCUCCAAGGCCGGGGGCUACGUCCCCUCUCAGCCCCACUUUGGCUUUGGUCAGCAGGCCCCGCAGCAGCGGGCCAGCCCCAUGAGGGCGCACCACGUGCUUUCUCUGCCUGCGGUGGGAAUAGUGCGAAGUAACAAUCACCAGGUGGCGCAGAUCCCUUCUGGCCCCAAGUACCCUGGCCCGAUACAGAGGCCCUCUGGUAGUGGGGCUACCUUGCUGGGGCCCCAGAUGGUUGGAGCUCCCCAGCAGAGGGGACCCGGAUUUCGGAGCCAGCCUCCCCUCCGUCAGCCACUGACGUCUGCCCAGCAAGCGAAGCAGCGGGCCGAUGCGGUGCAACAGACUCAGCUCUUUUUUACCCAGUCAAAGCCGGCGGCUGCCCAGCCGGCUGCCGUCGGGAGCAACGGCUCGCCCUGUGGCCAGGAGUCCCCCGGGGAAUCCAAGGUCCAGUCUCCAACCCCGGCGACCGACAUCAAGGAGCUCGCCGAAGACUGCAAGGCGGCUGCUCCCGCCGUCUCCCCGCAGAACGUCGAAGAGUGACGGCCGCGGUUUGUCCCCGACUCCGGUAUUAUCUUCCACUGCUGUUAACUCCGCGGCUGUAUCGUGUUGCUUUCUGCACCCUGUCGUACCGACCGAGAGAUAACAAAAAAAAAAAAAAAAAGUCCCACACUUUCUUGUCAGAAAAAAACAAAAAACAAGCGUCACUAUCUCGGCUCUAUUGCCUCUACCCCGAAUGAUAAUAAAAAAAAGCGGUCUUUUUUGAUAAGCGGACAGUGCUGCCACCACGACGAGGUUUCUCCGUCGAUGGAGUCGAGUCCGUAAGCUCGUGUCGCGUGGGACACUACUUUUACAAAUGUGUGAGGGUCGUGUAAAUGCCACUUUGAACAUGUAUUGCUUACACACAUCAUAGCUCUUCAGUGUUUGUCGUUCACCAUUAAAAAAAAAAAAGCGAAGAAAAGCUUAUUCCUCUGAAGUUGAGGGGAGUGUAUAUUCUUUUUCCCACCCCCCACCCCUGUUCUUUCGGGGAGAGGGAAAGGUACCCCCCACCUCCUUCCGUUCCCCCCCCACCCCGGGAACAACACUGUCUUGGCCCGUGAUGUGUGCAUUUUUUCGGUGUCUCGUAAACGAUGCGUUCUUUCUUUCUCAGGAGGCGGCUCGUGUCGAGGGAUGUGUGUGGGAAAAGUUUUGAGUCUGUGUUUGGAAUGUUUUCACCACUUGUAAAUUUUUCAGAUGUCCUCCGCCUAAUUUAUAUGUAUACAAACACACACACACACAAGCGUGAGAUGCAUGUCGUAUCUUACGUUUUCUUUUUUUUCUUUUCCGCUGGUUUAAAACCGAGCCUGUCGAGAGCAAUCCAUCGUAAACCCUGCUCCGUUCUAGGUGCAGUCGGGCUGUCCGUUUCGGCUCGAUUGAGAAGCUGUGGCGAUCCCAACGCGGACCAGCGGGUUGUGAAAAAAAAAAAAAAAAAGUGGGGAGGGGAUGAACGUUCUCCAACAGCAACGAUGCAGCCUCGAAAAAGAAGUAUUUGCGCCUGCUAGAACGGGGAGGACGGGAUAGCCUCUACGUUUAUUCGGGAUAGCCACGUGCGCUUUGUAACAAAUGAUGCUACGGUGUUGUAGAUGCUUGUUCUUUGUGUUUAGUUGGUGUGUGGAAUUCUUUGGUGUACCAAAAGAGAGAACCAUGCAGUUCUAGCGUUCGUUUUUUUUGUUUUUUUUUAGUUUUGUCUGCAACAGUGUAGGCGCUGGCAGCCACCCUGUGAUCCUUUUUUUGGGGGGUCGUCUGUGCGUGGUGCUUCCUGUGGUUUUUUUUUCUCCUCACCGCCCCACUUUCUCUGUGGACCUGGUUGGAGGUCUGUACAUUUUUUCUCUCCUGCGUGCAAGGGGUGAGGAGGAGGUAUAACCUUCUUUUUUACUGCCUUUCUUUUUUUCAAAUGGAAAAAUGUGGACGGGCACUUGUAAUUGUACGAGGAAAGUUGCUGACUGUAUGUAGUUUCUUGCAAUAAAGCACUAAAGACAGUA
This is a messenger RNA of Ornithodoros turicata, 8923 nucleotides long. RefSeq names its product protein PRRC2A-like. The transcript has 26 exons. Gene Ontology annotation, biological process: cell differentiation. The coding region runs from base 216 to 7445 and encodes 2409 amino acids. NCBI's taxonomy places the organism in Eukaryota, Metazoa, Arthropoda, Arachnida, Ixodida, Argasidae. The record is from RefSeq and is a predicted model, not a curated record.